Anneissia japonica is the source of this 2992-nucleotide messenger RNA. RefSeq lists its product as uncharacterized. The coding region runs from base 132 to 1199 and encodes 355 amino acids. NCBI's taxonomy places the organism in Eukaryota, Metazoa, Echinodermata, Crinoidea, Comatulida, Comatulidae. The record is from RefSeq and is a predicted model, not a curated record. The transcript is spliced from 3 exons.
GGUGACUAUGGACGGAAUGGCAUAAUUAUAUCUGAACUGAUUUCAACUUUAGGUAAUAAAACAAACCAAACAAAGUAACACUGGAGAGAACGUAUUGUUCUGUGAAUGAUAUCAAGACUUUUUUUAAAUUAAUGAUUGAAGGUAUUAAGAUGAGACAAUGUGGGAUUAAAACUUGCCAAAAUUGUGUAGAGCAUUCUGACGUCAGGCAAGCGGAAAACGCUACUUUAACUUUACUGCGCAUAAGCUCCAAAUAUAAUCACUAUGAUGCAGCCUAUGAUGACAGACAUGGUACGACGAAUGAUUUCGGUGGAUGGUUAUCGCGUGAAAACGGACAUCCUGUGGACUUUUUGUCAGGAAAGCCGAAAUCCAAGCCUAUAUUCCCUUACAGACUUUAUUACAACCAAUCAAAAGCCAAUAGGAACGUCACCUUUACACAUUGUGAGGAUAUUAAGAUGUAUAUGGAAAAGUAUCGAACUCUGAAUACAUGUGAAGGCGUUUGUCGGCGCGUUUUAGAUGAAUAUGCAUCGUUAAUGACACGACUAUCGUUUGCUGUCAAAGUGAAAUUGAAUCGAUUAGUCAGAGAAUUACAGAACAAAGAACAGGAAUAUAAUAUCUCAGAUGGAGAUCACGAAAAAGAGAGUCCAGUGUACGAGAAGAAGCAAGUGCUGCAUGUCAAUGACUCGAAUAUUAGAGGAGUGACGGUGAAUUUGACACCAUUACGGAACACAAAGGCAACGUCUGCAAUUCCCACCGGUUACAUUCGACAGCGAACUAGUCUGAAUUCCAAACCUGCUGUCGAGGCUUCCCACAUUGCCACUCUUGACAUCCAGAAUGUGUAUGACUUCAGUGUCUGCACGACGUCCUCAACAGAAACCGUCAAAUCGUCGACAGGCCUAACUAACAAUACUAUAGACAGGGAGAUGUUAGAAAAUAGUUUUCUAAGGAUUCCCUUUCACUCACAAAUAAGACUUAACAGCCGUCAUAUUUGUCCAUUAAAAUCCGCUGAAUAUCAGUCUUCACCUGAGGGUUAUUUGCAUCGAACAUCGAGAGCAUCGGUAAAAUGCAGCCCCAUAAAUCCCACUCUUGUUCGCCGAGUACCUUUCAGAAGAACUGUGAGUCUUCUAGGUAGUAAUACGAUCAUACAAGGCAGUCAGUAUUGUACAGAAGAGCAACAUAUUGAAAGAAGCAUAGGAAAAUGAUUGACAGAACAAAUGUAAACGAGUUAUAAUUUAACAAUUUCUUCUUAAAUUUGUUUAGGAUACGUGUACCCAUCACUUCGAUGCAUCAUUUUAUGUAAUUUAUACUCCCAUCAGAGACCUGUUUUGCGGGAUUCGAACCUGCAACCUCUCGCUGUCAUCAUCAUCAUCAUCAUAAUCAGCAUCAUUGCCAUAAAAUCCCACAACUCACCAUCAUCGUUAUAACUGUCAAAGAACUAAUAACAAUGUCUGCUUAUCUGUACCUUCUUUUCGAACUGAGUCUUGGGCGACCAUUUCUGCAGGGCUGGUGGAACGUUUUUCAAAGUGAAGGGGCCCACUAGUAAGAUGAAUGGGAAUACACAAAAAUCUGCAUAGACAUUAUAUAUUUUCUGUCAAAAGAGUGGGGGGGGGGGGCAAUACCCCCGGCCUAUCCCCCACCCCGGUUCCGCCGGCAGUGGGCAGUAUCGGUAUACAAUAAAAAGUAGCAAUACCGACGAUGGCGAGUGUCGUCUUAUAUGCCCGACAUACAAAAAUCAUCCAAAACUUUUCUCAAACCCCGUCGGGACAUCUGGACCCCACGCUUUGACCCCCUGUCGGGGAAUUUCCAGCAAGGUCGUCGAAGAAAUGAAAAUCUCAACCGCCGAAAAUACAAUUUAGGUAUGACUUUAUUUUACAAAUUUUAGGGAUUAAAAACUGUUUAGUGCAAGCAGUGCUACCGUAUGUGCGAGGUGUUGUGCACAAGCGCGAUAAAAAAAAAAUACCAUAAUCAACACAAUUUUCUCCCACGGGGAGGGUGGGGCUGGACCACUUGUCUGGGAGCUUGGACCUUCUCGUCGGGGAAUUCCUGGCGCAGCCCCUGUAUUAAGUUUACAAAAAUAGAUACAUGGAUAAAAAAUUAGAUACUUACGUACGGAGCUAUUGUUUGUAGUGUGCUCUCUGGGAAAUCCAAGUAAAGUUUCUGUUUGUUUUACACGACAUUGUCCUGCACAUCCUUCAAAAUGCAAAAUUUAAUAACCAUUUCUUCUUUUGCUAUUUUUGACCGACCAUUAACAACGCUAGGCCUAUAAGUAUAGUACAUGUAGGUCUAUAUAACCUGAACGAAUAAUAAAUGUAAAAUGAAUGAUAUUAUAGAGUUGCACCACUUUUAUUUCUAAUACCAAUGGUAAUCCUGGAUACGGCUCUGGUCUUUGAAACCAUGGAGGAAUUAGGAACUUUAUAUUAUACAGUGCAGGCCCUAUCUAACUGAUAUGCUUAUCGCCAUGAGAUGUGUACUGACAACCAUUGUUGUAUUUUACAAACAUUGGUUUGGCUAAGUGAGCCGCGACAUUUUGGUAGAAUACGAGCAUUAGUCAAAAUAAUUGCGAUUGAAGAAAAUCGUCAACGAAUUUAUUUUAGUCGAUCAGAAUAAAAUGCUCAAAUUCUUACAUAAAAAAACCAAAGUCAAGCACCCAGUUUGACAACGCUAUAAUUGACCGAUAAGUUAGAAUUAUACUUUAAAUUGGAACUAAUUUUGUGUGAAUACAGUGUAGGCCUAUUGUGAAAUGGUAGACAUAUUCUCCGGAUGAAUUGAGAAGUUUAUUUUUUGGUUAAUAAAUGCAAUACAAGAAACAUAAAUGAACUAAAAUAGAAAUAACAAUUCACAUACACGAGUUGCCGGAUAUUAUGCUUAUAUAGACCAAUAUAUCCUAUAAGUUUCUGAAAUUCCCAUGAAGUAUAAUUAUCGUUAGAAUGGACUGUUUGAAAAGUCCAAAAAGUUGCAAAUAUUUUAAAAUUCUGUUUUCACUUCCUAGGUAGUC